CGCAGCUCAGUUGUCUAUUUGGUGUGCCAGUCUGCUGGACCUGGGCCCUUUUGUCGCGACAGCGCUUGCAGCUACCGGUGGUCAUCUGAGCACCGAGCCCGACGCCCGAGGGCGAGAUGAAAGCGCCGGCCUCUCGAGCCCUCCGGAUCUGCGAUUGCUUGUGGCAGCCCCAGCCGGCCCUUUUGCCCCCGGGGUGAGGCGUAGCCCCCAGCCGCCCAGACAGAUGGCCCCAAGCCAGGUACCCCAUCAGUUCCCCUGGAGGGAUGCCCACUCCUUCUUCCUUCUGUCCCCACUGAUGGGCUUUCUCAGCCGGGCAUGGAGCCGGCUGCGGGGCCCAGGACCUCCAAAGCCCUGGCUGGUGGAAGCAGUGAUGAGUGCAGAUCAGGGAGAAGCUGGCCCAGAGGGAGAAAUGAAGGCAGCUUUGGCCACCUACUAUCCCCCCUGGGGCGGGCACCCUCGGGGGGAGCCUGGAGACAGUGGAACAGCCAUGGAGGAUGGACAGUCAUCCUGGGGGACCUGCCCUGACCUAAAAGCCAACAGUUCUCUUCCUGAAGCCUGGGGCCUUUCAGACAAAAAUGAUGACGAGCAGGGUGGGAAAGAAGCAGCCAGCAUCCCCAUGUUGCUAUUUGGUGGCCAGUCUGCUCCCUGGUCCCCCAGCCUUCCGAGAACCCUGCCAGAUGCUCCUGGGGAGAAGGGAUCUGAGGACGCAGGAGUUGCUGAAGAUAAAGCCAUCAUGUUCUUCACUGUUCCUCCAUCCCACUGGGAAUGUUGUCCAGGGCUGGAGGGGGAGGGUGGAGAAGCUGUAAAUCAAGUUCCCAGAACACCUGCUUCCCCCUCAUCUCCAGGAUCCAGGCCCAGAGCCUGGGUGUAUUGCUCAGGGGAGGAAGAGGCUCAAGCCAAGGAGGAAGAAAGAACAGAGAAGAAAGAAACCAGGAAGACCUCCACUUCCCCUUCACCUGUAGGCUCCCACCCUGGCGUGUGGGAAUGUUACUCAGGACAGGGCCCUGAGGAGGCGCAUGGAGGUGCUGACCCAGAGCCACAUGCCUCAGUUCUAGGCCCCAGGCCCCUGCAUGGGACCUGGCAGCACCAGCCCAAUAAGAUCCCAGUGGAAGAUGAGGAAGAGGAGGGUGAAGACAGCGUGUCAGUGGAAGCUGAGGGUCCGUCUGCCACCACCUCCACAAGUGCUUUCAUAAAGGCCUGGGUGUGUCUGCCAGGAGAGGACACAGAGGACUCCGAGGAAGACAGUGAUUGGGGAACAGCUGGGGAGGAGGGAGAAGCUGAGGGUCCCUCUGCCAUCCCCCCCACAAGUGCCUUCUUGAGGUCCUGGGUGCACCGACCAGGAGAGGACUCCGAGGAGGACAGUGAUGAUUCAGGAACAGCUGGGGAGGAGGGAGAAGCUGAGGGUCCCUUUGCCAUCCCCCCCACAAGUGCCUUCUUGAGGGCCUGGGUGCACCAACCAGGAGAGGACUCCGAGGAGGACAGUGAUGAUUCGGGAACAGCUGGGGAAGAGGGAGAAGCUGAGGGACCCUUUUCCUUCCCCCCGACAAGUGCCUUCUUGAGGUCCUGGGUGCACCGACCAGGAGAGGACUCCGAGGAGGACAGUGAUGAUUCAGGAACAGCUGGGGAGGAGGGAGAAGCUGAGGGUCCCUUUGCCAUCCCCCCCACAAGUGCCUUCUUGAGGGCCUGGGUGCACCAACCAGGAGAGGACUCCGAGGAGGACAGUGAUGAUUCGGGAACAGCUGGGGAAGAGGGAGAAGCUGAGGGACCCUUUUCCUUCCCCCCGACAAGUGCCUUCUUGAGGUCCUGGGUGCACCGACCAGGAGAGGACUCCGAGGAGGACAGUGAUGAUUCAGGAACAGCUGGGGAGGAGGGAGAAGCUGAGGGACCCUCUGCCAUACCCCCUACAAAUGCCUUCUUGAGGGCCUGGGUGCACCGACCAGGAGAGGACUCCGAGGAGGAGGAGGAGGAUAGUGAUGAUUGGGGAACAGCUGGCUCGGGGGCAAGUUCUUCCCUUUGGGCCCAGAGUGCCUUCAGGGGCUGGACAUACCCACCUGGGAAGGAGACAGAGGGAGGAGAUGCUGCUGAGGAGUGGGGAGAAGCUGAGCCCUUCCGAGUGGCCAUCUAUUUACCAGGAGAGAAGCCACCACUUCCCUGGGCUCUUCCUCGGCUGCCCCUCCGACUGCAAAGGCGGCUCAAGUCUGCAGAAACCCCCACCCAGCAUCUGGAUCCCGAGACUCCCCAAAAGGCCAGAAAGGUGCGCUUCUCUGAGAAGGUCUCCAUCCAUUUCCUCGUUGUCUGGGCUGGACCUGCCCAGGCUGCCCGCCGGGGCCCCUGGGAACAGUUUGCCCGGGAUCGAAGCAGAUUUGCCCGCCGAAUUGCCCAGGCUCAGGAGAAGCUAGGCCCCUGCCUCACCCCUGCAGCACGGGCCAGGGCCUGGGCACGCCUCGGGAACCCUCCCCCCGCUUCUCUGGCUGCUCCAGCUGCCACUACCCAGACCUUGCCCGCAUCCUCUGUGCAGGCCAUGCCCUUGAGCCAUGCUGUGGCUGCUCCCUCCCCACUUUACGUGUCUGUCUCUCCCUGCCUAGACCUCAGUGGGAGGCGUGGCUAGGACCCGGUGGGGUUUGUGUUACUAUUUAUUUAUUUUUACCAGUUGGUUUAAGAAAUAAAGUCUUUUGAUUUGUACUGAG
Messenger RNA from Miniopterus natalensis, 2687 nucleotides. RefSeq names its product protein phosphatase 1 regulatory subunit 15A (gene PPP1R15A). Gene Ontology annotation, biological process: response to endoplasmic reticulum stress. The record is from RefSeq and is a predicted model, not a curated record. Lineage: Eukaryota; Metazoa; Chordata; Mammalia; Chiroptera; Miniopteridae. Gene Ontology annotation, molecular function: protein phosphatase regulator activity. Gene Ontology annotation, cellular component: protein phosphatase type 1 complex; endoplasmic reticulum.